AUGGCUGUCCUGUGGCUGCUGCUGGUGGCAGGGCUGCCCACAUUCUUACUGGGAGUCUUUGUAUGGGUUGUUAUUCAGCACCUUCCCAGUGCAGAAAUGCCUUCCACCCUGAAGCAGCCCGCCAAGUUAUGGUUUAUGCAUUGCAUUAUCCAGUACCUGAUAGCUUUGGGGAACAUACUAGAGAAACUGAGAAUUUGUGCCAUGCCCAGGUUUUUACGGUUUCUCCAAGGCCUAAUGAUGAUAAAGAAGGAUCCUAAUGUGUUGGUGACUGACACACAUUUUGGAACAGUCCCUGUGAGGCUGUUCAAGCCCAAGGAAGUGUCUUCCAAACCCCACCGAGGCAUCAUCUUCUAUCAUGGAGGAGGUGCUAUGACUGGAAGCCUGGGUAAGGAGCUUCCAUUCGAGGUGGGAAGUAAGGUCUUCAUCAAAGGUAGAAUCUGGCACAUGUACCGCAAGCUUCCUGAUUACCAUCACCCUGUCCUUGCCAAAGAUUGCCUGAAUGCUUCCAUCUACUUCCUGAAGAACCUGGAAUCCUUUGGGGUGGACCCAUCCCAGGUGGUUCUCUGUGGAGAGAGUAUUGGAGGUUGGGCAGUGGCCAAUGUCAUGCAGAUCUUACCCAGCAUUCCCAGUCUACCCCAGAUCCAAGCUCAAGUCCUGAUUCAACCACUUGUGAAUUUGAUCAAUUUUCAGUUACCAUCACAUCAGCAGAGCAAAAAUGUGCCAAUCCUCACCAGAGACACACUGCUUAUGUUUAUGUGUAAAUACCUGGCCAUUGACCUCUCUUGGAAAGAUGCCAUGCUGUCAGGUGCUGUUAUACCGCUGGACAAGUGGAAGAAUUUCAGCAAAUGGCUCAGCUAUGACAACAUCCCCAGAAGGUUCUGGAGCCAAGAUCCACAACCGGAGUUUUUUGCACCUUUUAAUGAGGCUGCCUAUCUAGAAACCAAACAUGUUUGGAGUGCAGAAAUUUCACCUGUCCUAGCCGAUGACAAGAUUAUUGCUCAGCUCCCUAAGACAUUUCUGGUGAGCUGUGAGAAUGACAUCCUCCGGGAUGAUGCCUUGCUCUACAAGAAGCGCUUGGAAGACCAGGGGGUCCCUGUGAGCUGGUACCAUGUGGAAGAUGGCUUUCAUGGAUGCUUAAUAUUGUUUGAUAAGAAAUGUUUUUCUUUUCCUUGCUCCAUGAAAGUUGUAAAUGCUGUUGUAAGUUACAUAAAGAGCAUUUGA
Messenger RNA from Peromyscus maniculatus bairdii (prairie deer mouse), 1221 nucleotides. Lineage: Eukaryota; Metazoa; Chordata; Mammalia; Rodentia; Cricetidae. The record is from RefSeq and is a predicted model, not a curated record.